CCAAUGCGCAUCGUCUAUAUCUUGUGAGCAAAUAUUAAUUAUUCAUUACAGCAAACAUGACCGGCCGGGCGACUGUCCGGGCCCCCGGUUAAGUAUGCGCCUUCAACUUGCGCUAUCCUUACAGUGGAACGCAUAGAAGCCCCCGGCACUGCUCAUUGUAGGCUGCAGCUGCUGGGGGGUGCGCGUUGUGACUCGAGGGCCGGCCUCCAGCACAUUAGCCUCCUAGGUUGCACCUGCGCUUUGAAGGAGCGACGCCAUGGGUUGCGUUAAUAGCAAGGAGGGAGAACUCGCUGGCGUCCCGCCAGCGGGCAAGGAGUUUGCAGACCUCAACAACUACGAUGCUCAGGGCGUGCUGUCUGUGUACCUGACCGGCGGGCCUCUGACUGCGAAAGACUACAAGGAGCGCCUGGUCUCCUCAGAGGGCACGCAGACCGUGUUUAUGCCCCAGUCCGGCUACACAAUCCGCUAUGCUUUCGUGAGCCAGCGCGGCUAUUACCCGGAUGCGCCCCACAAAGCCAACCAGGACAGUUUCUGUGUGCACACUUACUUCGGAGGCGAUGCAGAACAGUGCUUGUUUGGCGUGUUUGACGGACAUGGCGAGUAUGGGACGCAGUGCUCCCAAUUUGCCAAAGACAAGGUCCCAGAGAACCUGAUGAACAACACUCACUUCGCGGUCAGCCCGGAAAUCGCCUACCACCAGGCCAUGGUGCUGUCCAACAACCAGCUGCACAGGUCGGACAUCGACGACUCCAUGAGCGGCACCACGGCCAUCGCCGUGCUGGUGCGCGGCCGCACCACCUACGUGGCCAACGUGGGCGACAGCCGGGCGGUGCUGGCGGAGCGGCACGGCGACAAGGUGGUGGCGCAGGACCUGUCCUACGACCAGACGCCGUUCAGGCGUGACGAGUGCGAGCGCGUCAAGCGAUGUGGUGCGCGUGUGCUCACACUGGACCAACUGGAGGGAAUAAAGGACCCAAACGUGGAGUCGUGGGGCACGGAGGAGGAGGACGACGGCGACCCGCCCCGGCUGUGGGCGCCCAACGCCACCUACCCCGGCACUGCCUUCACACGCAGCAUUGGAGACAACGCCGCGGAGCGCAUUGGCGUGUUCGCCGAGCCGGAGGUGGUGACCAAGCAGCUGAGCGCGCAGCACCCGUUCAUCGUCAUCGCCAGUGACGGCGUGUUCGAGUUCCUGUCCUCGCAGUCUGUGGUGGACAUGGUGACCAAGUUCGAGGACCCUCAGGAGGCGUGCCUGUCCGUGGUGGCUGAGAGCUACCGGCUGUGGCUGCAGCACGAGACGCGCACGGACGACAUCACCAUGAUCGUCAUCCAGUUCCAGGGCCUGGAGGACGAGGCGCCGCAGAUGGCGCUGCCCACGCCCAGCGGGGCCGCGCUGGACUACUCCACGCGUGCGGUGCCGUCCAUGGCGGGCAUGGCGCUGCGGCGGCUGCCCACCACCCGCCUGGCCGCCAUUGAGGCGCCGGCCGUGUCCGUGGAGGAGCUGCAGGUGGAGCUGAGGCGCCUGCAGCAGCGCAAGGCGGCCACGGCGGCGGUGGCGCAGAGCGCAGGAGGGGCGGCGGCGGCGGCGGGGACAGGUGCAGCGGCGGAGGGCGCAGGCGCGGCGGCGGCGGGGGAUCAGGGCGAGGGCGAGGGCGCUGGGCAGGGCCUGCGGACGGCGGAGGAGCUGCGGCUGCUGGCCGGCGCCACCUCGGGCAACUUCCUGUUCAGCGGCAUGACGGAGGCGGAGCGCGCCGACGUGUUCACGCUGUUCGAGAGGUACCCGGUCAAGGCUGGCGACGUGGUGGUGCGGCAGGCCGAGCCGGGCGACUUCUUCUACGUGGUGGAGGGCGGCCAGUACGACGUGUUCGUGCAGGCGGGGCUGGACCCGCCGCUGCUGGUGCACACGUACAGCAGCGCAAGCGGGCAGCCGGCCUCGUUCGGCGAGCUGGCGCUGCUGUACAACAAGCCGCGCGCCGCCACCGUCAUGGCGCGCACGGACGGCUGCCUGUACCGCCUGCACCGCUCCGCCUUCCGGUCGGUGGUGGCGGCGGGCGGCGCGCCCUCCGCCACAGUGCGCACGCUGCGCAGUGUGGAGGUGCUGCAGUGCCUGUCCAUGACGCAGCUGACGCGGCUGGCGGAGCUGAUGGACGAGGUUGUGUUUGAGGACGGCAGCUACGUGAUCCGGCAGGGCGAGGAGGGCCGCGACUUCUUUGUCAUCACGGCCGGCGAGGUGUCGUGCACGGUCAAGAAGAACCUGGCCAACCCGGAGGAGCAGGCCAAGGAGGUGCUGCGGCUGUACGCGGGCCAGUACUUUGGCGAGCGCGCGCUGCUGACGUCCGCCAAGCGCGCCGCCAACGUGGUGGCCAGCGGCCGCGUGACGCUGCUGGCCAUCAGCCGCGGCCGCUUCGAGGCGGUGUUUGGGCCGCUGCAGGACGUGAUCGACGCGGAGGCGGCCUGGAAGGAGGCGGUGGCCAUGCAGCGCGAGGUGCUCAGCAGGAAGACCAUGGCCAGCGGGCUGCAGGUUGCCCAGGCCCAGUUCAGCCUGGAGGAGCUGUCUGCGCGGGGGCUGCUCAGCUCCACGGACUGCAGCGCGCUCAUGCUCAUGGAGCACAAGGCCAGCGAGGAGGUGUACACGGUGCGCGUCACCAGCGUUGCGGACGUGGCGGCUCUGGGCAAGCAGCCGGUGGUGAUGCGCAGUCGCGACGUGACGCGCAGCCUGGAGCCCAGCUUCUUCGUGCCGGGGGUGCUCAAGAGCUUCAAGGACAACCGGGUGCUGGCGGAGGUGCUCAUGACUGUGGGCCUGUGCACGCUGGACUGCCUCAUGGCGCCGCUGCCCUUCGACGAGGCGUCCGCCAUGUACAUCGCCGCCAGCGUGGUGCUGGGCCUGGAGCACCUGCACUGGAGCGGCGUCAUCUACCGCGGCCUGUCGGUACACAGCGUGGUGGUCACCGAGGGAGGCCAGGUCCAGCUGGUGGACUUCCGGUUCGCCCGCCGCAACGAGGGCCGCGCAUUCACGCUGUGCGGCAACCCCGAGUACCUGGCGCCCGAGGUGGUGGAGGGCCGCGGGCACACCGAGUCCGCCGACCUGUGGGCUCUGGGUGUGCUCAUCUACUGCCUCAUGUCGGGCGAGACGCCCUUCGCCUCGCCCGGCGACGACGAGCUGCGCAUCUACCGCCGCAUCGUGUCGCGCACGCUGGCCUUCCCGCCCCACUUCUCGCCCGCCGCGCGCGACCUGCUGGAGCGCCUGCUGCAGCACGAACCCGCCAACCGCCUGGGCGGGCAGGGGCCGGCCAGCCUGCGCGCGCUCAAGCGGCACCCCUGGUUCGCGGCCAUGAACUGGGACGCGCUGCUGGAGCACAGGUACCUGCCGCCGCCCGGCAUCCGCGAGCGCAUCUACAACUUUGAGGGCGUGGCGUACGCGCACUUCGACCCGCGCUCCUACGAGGGAGACAUUAGCUGGGCCAACAACUUCUGAGGGCCGCUUGUAGCAGGGGCGGGUCAUUUGGUAGACUGGUGAUAGUGGCGCACUGCUUCGCUGAAGGAGUGCUGACUGGGGUGCGGGUGCGCACAUCUUGAGGGCUGUGGCUGGCAUUGUGACCCCCAUCCUUGUAGUGGGCCUGGGCUGCGUUCAGGAACGUAACCGUUCUGUACGGCCAGGCGGGGCGCUGCGUUGUAUGCUAUGGGAGAGGGCGGAGAAGCGGGCACGCGAGUUGGUCGGGUUGUGGCCAGCCGCCAGGCGAGGCCGGCAGUGUGAGCGAAGCCAGGCGGAGGCGGUGGAGACCGGGCCCAACAUGGCUGCGGACAACGAAUGCAGUGGUAUCUUGGUUCAGGGCGGCGACCGUUGACUUUGGCUGGUACGGUAUGGGCUGGUGCGUAGGAAGAGGAGGUUUGAGGGGGAAGGAUGCGUGUGGAGGUCGACGGCUGGUGGCGAUGACAUGGAUCAGAUGUCGGCUGCGCCACCUCUGACCGUACACGGGGAGGUCGUGACGCUGUGUGUUGAGAGGCGGAAUGGCUGCCGCAUCGCAACGACUGGGGUUGCAGGUAUUGUAAGGCGCAAUUGGUCGUGGCGGCGGCGGCCUGGGGUGUGUGCCAACCCUGCUGGCACUCUGGCGGCGGAAGCUACAGUGUAGGGUCGGUCAUUCGGCUCGCAAGGACAACAGGUGAAGCGCACUGACGGCUUGGAGUGGGUUCUGUCGUAGGCGAAAUAAAGCGCUGCGUGGUGUUCAUGUAUGGUAUGUCAGCGCAAGUGUACGCGGAAUCCUGGCGUGUGAAAAGCCACUGGAGUGCGUGCGUGAGAGGUCUAAUGUCCUGGACGCGUGGGCAUUUUGCUUCUAACGCAUGAUGUCAUUAGUGAUGGCGCCUGGGUGUCGGGUACAGCAGCCGAAGCCAGGCACGAGAGGGACUCUCUGGCGGGGUUGGUUCUUGCGGUGAGCUUGGCCCAGCUUGUUGAGGAAGUAGUGUGGUCGGAAGCAGUACAUUUGUCGUUAGGAUGACUUCAGUGACCUGGCAAGACCGCGAGAGGCGGAGGUGCGUGCUAGCCUGCCUAUGGAUGGCGAGGGCACUGAGCGAUGCGCUUGCUUGUAAUGCUUGACGAUU
This is a messenger RNA of Chlamydomonas reinhardtii, 4596 nucleotides long. RefSeq lists its product as uncharacterized. Gene Ontology annotation, molecular function: ATP binding; cation binding; protein kinase activity. The record is from RefSeq and is a predicted model, not a curated record. Lineage: Eukaryota; Viridiplantae; Chlorophyta; Chlorophyceae; Chlamydomonadales; Chlamydomonadaceae. The transcript is spliced from 18 exons. Bases 257 to 3475 code for a protein of 1072 amino acids. Gene Ontology annotation, biological process: protein phosphorylation.